GGGCGGAGCAGCCUCGCCGGCUCCGCUACCCACCAUCUUUGGGGGAAGUCCCUGCGCUGGGGGGGGGGCUGCUGGAGACGGGGGGAGAAAGGCAACCUCGCAGCCAAUGAGCCCUCCCAGGCUGGGGUGAAGACAAGAGGAGAGGGAUUUGGGGAAAAAAAAAAAAAAAAAAAAAAAAGAAGAAGGGAAGAAAGGAGGGGGAAACCAUCCUCCCCGCUACCUCCGCCAGCAUCGCCACCACCAUUGACACUACUCCGAGUCUCCAGUUGCGCUCAUGCCUGUGCCGCCAGUUUCGUUUUAGGGGCUGAACCGCAGGGGCCGAAGAAAAUGGGGCAGAGCGCGCCCCGGACCCUCCUGCUGCUGCUGGCGGGGCUGCUGGGGGAGGCUCUGGCAGGCUUCCCCAACACCAUCAGUAUCGGUGGACUUUUCAUGAGGAACACUGUUCAGGAGCACAGUGCAUUUCGAUUCGCUGUGCAGUUAUACAACACAAACCAAAAUACGACGGAGAAGCCCUUCCAUUUGAACUAUCAUGUAGAUCACUUGGACUCUUCCAACAGUUUUUCAGUGACAAAUGCUUUCUGUUCACAGUUUUCCAGAGGAGUUUACGCCAUCUUUGGAUUCUACGACCAGAUGUCAAUGAACACACUGACAUCAUUUUGUGGAGCACUUCACACAUCCUUCGUCACACCCAGCUUCCCAACGGAUGCAGAUGUGCAGUUUGUCAUCCAGAUGCGGCCAGCAUUAAAAGGAGCCAUCUUGAGUCUCUUGACUCAUUAUAAGUGGGAAAAGUUUGUGUACCUCUAUGACACAGAACGGGGAUUUUCCAUUCUUCAGGCGAUUAUGGAAGCAGCAGUACAGAACAACUGGCAAGUGACAGCCAGAUCUGUAGGAAGCAUAAAGGAUGUUCAAGAGUUCAGAAGAAUUAUAGAGGAGAUGGACAGGCGGCAAGAAAAAAGAUACUUAAUUGACUGUGAAGUAGACAGAAUCAACACCAUUUUGGAACAGGUUGUAAUCCUCGGCAAACAUUCUAGAGGCUAUCACUACAUGUUAGCUAACCUGGGCUUCACAGACAUUGUUCUGGAGAGAGUAAUGCACGGAGGUGCCAACAUUACUGGAUUCCAGAUUGUUAAUAAUGAAAACCCAAUGGUUCAACAGUUUCUACAACGCUGGGUGAGGCUCGAUGAAAGAGAAUUCCCAGAAGCCAAAAACUCACCGUUAAAGUAUACGUCUGCACUGACCCAUGAUGCGGUCCUAGUCAUAGCAGAGGCUUUCCGUUACCUCCGAAGACAGCGUGUGGACGUGUCCAGGAGAGGUAGUGCUGGAGACUGCCUGGCUAACCCUGCAGUACCAUGGAGCCAAGGAAUUGAUAUAGAAAGAGCGCUGAAAAUGGUGCAAGUUCAAGGAAUGACAGGGAACAUCCAGUUCGACACCUAUGGGCGGAGAACAAAUUACACAAUUGAUGUGUAUGAAAUGAAAGCCGCUGGAUCACGGAAGGCUGGUUAUUGGAAUGAAUAUGAAAGAUUUGUGCCAGCAUUAGAUCAACUGCCCUCUAAUGACACUUCAUCCGUGGAGAACAGAACUAUAGUAGUCACUACCAUCUUGGAAUCACCAUAUGUAAUGUAUAAGAAAAACCAUGAACAACUAGAAGGGAAUGAGAGAUAUGAAGGAUAUUGUGUAGACUUAGCUUCUGAAAUAGCAAAACAUGUUGGAAUAAAAUACAAACUGUCAAUUGUUGGAGAUGGGAAAUAUGGAGCUAGGGACCCUGAGACUAAGAUAUGGAAUGGCAUGGUGGGUGAACUGGUCUAUGGGAGAGCAGAUAUAGCUGUUGCCCCCCUCACCAUAACAUUGGUGCGAGAAGAAGUCAUAGACUUUUCCAAACCCUUUAUGAGCUUGGGCAUCUCCAUCAUGAUCAAGAAGCCUCAGAAAUCUAAACCGGGCGUAUUCUCUUUCCUGGAUCCUUUGGCUUAUGAAAUUUGGAUGUGUAUAGUCUUUGCUUACAUUGGCGUCAGCGUAGUUCUUUUCCUAGUGAGCAGAUUCAGCCCUUACGAAUGGCACUUGGAAGACAGCAGUGAAGAACCACGUGACCCUCAGAAUCCUCCCGACCCUCCAAAUGAGUUUGGAAUAUUUAACAGCCUUUGGUUUUCCCUGGGUGCCUUUAUGCAGCAAGGAUGCGAUAUUUCUCCAAGAUCUCUCUCAGGGCGAAUUGUCGGAGGAGUCUGGUGGUUCUUCACUCUCAUCAUUAUCUCUUCCUACACUGCUAAUCUUGCUGCCUUCCUUACGGUGGAAAGGAUGGUUUCUCCCAUAGAGAGCGCAGAGGACCUGGCUAAACAAACCGAAAUAGCCUAUGGCACUUUGGAUUCAGGCUCAACCAAAGAAUUCUUUAGAAGGUCAAAAAUAGCCGUCUACGAGAAAAUGUGGUCGUACAUGAAGUCGGCCGAGCCCUCGGUGUUCACCAAAACGACGGCGGACGGGGUGGCGAGGGUGCGGAAGUCGAAGGGGAAGUUUGCCUUCCUGCUGGAGUCGACGAUGAACGAGUACAUCGAGCAGCGCAAGCCCUGCGACACCAUGAAAGUUGGCGGCAACCUGGAUUCCAAGGGCUAUGGUGUAGCAACCCCCAAAGGCUCAGCAUUAAGAACUCCUGUAAACCUUGCAGUAUUGAAACUCAGUGAACAAGGCAUCUUAGACAAGCUGAAAAACAAAUGGUGGUACGAUAAGGGUGAAUGUGGAGCCAAGGACUCCGGAAGUAAGGACAAGACGAGCGCCCUGAGCCUGAGCAAUGUUGCCGGGGUUUUCUAUAUCCUUGUCGGAGGCCUCGGGCUGGCCAUGAUGGUGGCACUGAUCGAGUUCUGCUACAAGUCUCGGGCCGAGUCCAAGCGAAUGAAACUCACCAAGAACACGCAGAACUUCAAACCUGCUCCCGCCACCAACACCCAGAAUUACGCUACGUACAGAGAAGGCUACAACGUGUACGGCACAGAAAGUGUGAAAAUCUAGGGAUCGUCACCCUGACAGCACGCAAGAGGAGAAGCAGCAGAGAAUGUGGCUACUUCAUGGAUUCGGACCACCUGAGCCAGUCGUACUCUCGCCGAGGUGUCAGGCAUGACACGCAUUGAUGAUGGUGCAAUGUACUUUUAAUAGGAAAAACUGAUAUUUUUCCUUCAGUGCCUUAUGGAAGACUCUGAGACUCACAACAAUGCAAACCAUCACCGAAAUAUUCUUGCUUUGCUUGAAAGAAGAAGAAGAAACAGUAAAAGAAAAAGAAAAAAGAAAAAAAAAAAGAAAAAGAAAAGAGAUAAAAGAAAAGAAAGGAAAGAAAAAGAAAGAAGAGAGAAGAAAAAGAGAAAGAAAAAAGAAAGGAAAAGAGAAAGAAAAGAAAGGAAAAGAGGAAAAGAAAAGGAAAGGACUGGUAACAAGAUAUUAGUAUGUGAAAAAAAAUUCUUGUAAAAAAAAUCAGUGCAACAAAAGCCAUUCUUUGAUACCACUGCACAGUAAAUGAACUUGUGUCCUGAAAGCAAACCGCAGCUGGUUUCAUCAGCUACCCCAAUUGUAUCAAAUUAUGAAACUCCUCCUGACACAAAGCCUCAGAAAUCUGCUGCGUGCGAACACGGACUGGCCUGUCACUGCUUGUAUGAGCUGAUGUCAAGAUGUUUCAGUAUUUACUUACCAGUGGUGUGAUUUUUUUUUUUUUUUUCCGAGCCACUUUAAACUUUCCAGCUAAUUUGAGCAAUUCUGUAUAGCAGUAAAAGGUGUAACAUCUAAAGAAAAGAAUUGUGCAUUAAAACCCGUUAAGGUCAAUGACUGUGAAUCUGUAAAUCCAAAAGAAAGUAAUUUGUGGAACUGCAUGUCUUGCUUCCAGAUCAGUAAAUUAAUUUCUUGACAAGGUAGCUAAAGUGUGGGCAGAAAAUAUUGCAUUCCUUUUUUUUUUUUUUUUUCUAUCAUCAGGCAUACCUACAGGUGCUUUAUUAAAAUGACAUUGGGUGGCUUUUAAAAAAAAAAAAAAAGAAAAGCUACUUGCUGUUUAGGUUCAGACCAUAUAUCUCUUUUCUUGCUGUGCAUUUGCAUUUAAUUCACUGUUUAAUAUCAAGCAAUGAAGCAAGAGAAACGCAGGUUAGUUUUUCCCAGGCCUGCUUCCACUUCACCCCAGUUCUCUCACAACUAGCACUGUGCUCCGCUAAUGCUUCUCGGUAAUGGUCAUUUUAAAACAAAAGUAAGGAAAGAGGAUAGUAACUCAAAUUAGAGCUGCAGUUCCAGAGUAAUAUUAAGCGAUCUAACAUGACUCCUGCUAGUACUGUUAUAUUAUAUCAGCUCCUGCCAACUCUUGUUUCAUGGCUACUGGUGAGAGGAUGCUCCUGUCCUUGCCCUCUCUGUAAAGAGGACACCGCGCUCCAGCCGACACUGCUACAGGUAGGGGCUCACUAUUACUCACAGCCAACGUCUUAGACAGCAGCAGCGUUUCAGCCUUGAACCUCUGCCUGGAAACUACUUAACUUCAUCUUUUUAAAAAAAAAAAAAAAAAAAAAAAAGCAAAAGACAAAAAAAAAAACAACCAACCUUUAAACAUAUUGUCAAUCACAUGGGAAAUGUUCAAUGGAAUAUCUGCAUACUAAUUACCUCUAAUCGACAAUAUGUAUUUUCUGUAGUUUACUAUAGAGUUUUAUUUCAUCAGUAACAUACAAUGAAAAAGAAACGCAUUUAAACCAGUCUGACCCUUAGGCGUUUAGUUUGCUGAUGAUAGAUUUGAACUUUUAAUAGGAUUUAAAAAAAAGAAAAAGAUUAUAUGGGGAAAGUCUUGUUAAAAAUAAGUAUUUCCAACAAAAUGUAAUAUAAAAUAAUUUUAAAAGCUCAUAGGAGAAUAAUUUAUUGUUCGAGUUUUUAACAAGAUCUUGACAAAAAAUUGUUGUUUUGUUUUCAUUUUCUUUCCAUGAAACUGUGAUUAUUUUUUUUUUUCAACUUCUGAACGCGAUCACGACCCCAGCAAGGGCGAGCUAAAGCUGUGCGGUUAUGAGUUGUAUUUAAAACAAACCUUUUUCUUAAAAGCUGUAUAAAAGAUGUAUGUUUAUCAGAUCAAUUUUUAAGAAUGGAGGCUUCACACCAGUGAAGGGAGUUUGGUAAAUGGUUCGAUAUUUUUUAAACUUGCAUGUAAAGCUAAAACAAAACGUGUUGAGUGCUUACCAAUUCCGGCUACCAACUUCAAGCUAUCGGAAGUUUGGCAGUAGUCUCACGAUGAUUUGUUUCGGUAUUUGUUUUUCAUUUGUUUUGCUUUGGGGGAUUUUGGGGUUCUUUCCUUUUUUUUUUUUUUUUUUUUUCCCUUUUUUUUUUUUUUUUUUUUUUUUUUUUUUUUUUUUUUGUAAUUUAAGUUCCUAUUUUUGGUCGUUGAAACUGCACUUCAGUGAGCAGAAAAAUUGCCAAGCAAACUAAUGGCUGUAAAAGCAUAAACUGCAUGUGUGGGCAUCAAUUACUGAGCCUCAUUUUAAUGAGGUGUUGUACAAAGAGUUUUAAUACAUUUUGUAAAUAAAACUGUAAAGAAAAAAAAAAUAAAAAGCCCACUGAUCUUUU
This is a messenger RNA of Aquila chrysaetos chrysaetos, 5556 nucleotides long. RefSeq names its product glutamate ionotropic receptor AMPA type subunit 3 (gene GRIA3). Lineage: Eukaryota; Metazoa; Chordata; Aves; Accipitriformes; Accipitridae. Gene Ontology annotation, molecular function: AMPA glutamate receptor activity; transmitter-gated monoatomic ion channel activity involved in regulation of postsynaptic membrane potential. The coding region runs from base 328 to 2994 and encodes 888 amino acids. Gene Ontology annotation, cellular component: dendritic spine; plasma membrane; AMPA glutamate receptor complex. The record is from RefSeq and is a predicted model, not a curated record. The transcript is spliced from 16 exons. Gene Ontology annotation, biological process: synaptic transmission, glutamatergic; modulation of chemical synaptic transmission; monoatomic ion transport.